UCCUACACGCUGUGCCCACUCGUUUCCCCUCCUCUCAUCCACCACCAAACACACAAUGGCUUCGGGUUUUGGUCUCAAUGGCGGUCCCUCCCGCUGCUACAACUUCUGGCAGGAGGUUCUAGGCUGCUACGUGGUCAACGCAGGUGAUGGUGAAACCGGCAAGAAGAAGUGUUUGCCCGCUUUGGAGGAUUACCACGAGUGCCUGCACCACAAGAAAGAGGCUUUGCGAACGAUGAGGAUGCAGGCUGCCUAUCGGAAGGCCGAAGCCGCACACCCUCGUGAGAAUGCGCCCAAGGCAGAGCAGAUUCGGAGUCUGGGGCUGCUAGGGAAGGAAGAAGAAGCAUCUGCUUUACUGACGAAGGCUUAAGGGGCUUUCGCGCACAUCAGGGGUGCGAUUCUAGUUUCAUUUUUUUUUUUUUUUUCACUCUCACCACCAAUGCCGUGUUGUUAUUUCCUACUUGAAGUCCCUCAGUGUAUAGAAAUGGACAAGCCUAUUUGAUGCGCGUUAUUUUUUGAAAACAUGUUCUAGUUUGGGAUGUCUGCUUCUGUACUACAGUUCGCAGCGACCAGGCAUCCGGGAACCGCGGUAUCUUUUCGCUGCCGACAUUCGUAUGGAGCUGUAAAGUCG
Messenger RNA from Aspergillus alliaceus, 628 nucleotides. RefSeq lists its product as uncharacterized. Gene Ontology annotation, biological process: mitochondrial respiratory chain complex I assembly. The record is from RefSeq and is a predicted model, not a curated record. NCBI's taxonomy places the organism in Eukaryota, Fungi, Ascomycota, Eurotiomycetes, Eurotiales, Aspergillaceae. The coding region runs from base 56 to 367 and encodes 103 amino acids. The transcript has 3 exons.